AUGUCAGAUGAAGUAAGCAGCACCUUACUGAUCAUAGCAGUUGGAGAGUUUUCAGUCGGGAUUUUAGGAAAUGCAUUUAUUGGAUUGGUCAACUGCAAGGACUGGAUCAAGAAUAAGAAGAUUGCUUCCAUUGAUUUAAUCCUCACGAGCCUGGCCGUAUCCAGAAUUUGUCUAUUGUGUAUAAUCCUGUUAGACUGCUUCACGCUGGUGCUGUAUCCAGAUGUCUACGCCACUGGUAAACAAAUGAGAAUCGUUGACUUCUUCUGGACACUAACCAACCAUUUGAACGUCUGGUUUGCCACCUGCCUCAGCAUUUUCUAUUUCCUCAAGAUAGCUCAUUUCUUCCAUCCUCUCUUCCUCUGGAUGAAGUGGAGAAUUGACAGGAUGAUUCCUGGGAUCCUGCUGGUGUGCUUGGCCCUCGCCCUGUUUAUGAGCCUUCCCACCGCUGAGAAUUUGAACGACGAUUUCAGGCUUUGUGUCAAGGCAAAGUGGAAAACAAACUUAACUUUGAGAUGCAGGGUAAAUAAAGUUCAGUACGCUUCCAAAAAGGUAUAUUUCAACCUGCUCACGCUGUUCCCCUUUUCUGUGUCCCUGAUCUCAUUUCUCCUGUUGAUCUUCUCCCUGUGGAGACACGUCAGGCAGAUGCAGCUCAAUGCCACAGGGCUCAGAGACCCCAGCACGGAUGCCCACAUGGGAGCCAUGAAAGCUGUCAUCUCCUUCCUCCUGUUCUUUGUUGCCUACUAUCUGGCCUUUCUCGUAGCCACCUCCAGUUACUUCAUACCAGAGACUGAAUUAGCUGUGCUGAUUGGUGAGUUGAUAGCUCUAAUCUAUCCCUCAAGCCAUUCUUUUAUAUUAAUUCUGGGGAACAAUAAAUUAAGACAAGCAUCUCUAAGGGUGCUAUGUAAAGUAACACAUACACUAAAAAGAGGACAUUUCUAA
Miniopterus natalensis is the source of this 939-nucleotide messenger RNA. Its product is annotated as taste receptor type 2 member 7-like. Gene Ontology annotation, biological process: sensory perception of taste; detection of chemical stimulus involved in sensory perception of bitter taste; G protein-coupled receptor signaling pathway. Gene Ontology annotation, molecular function: bitter taste receptor activity; G protein-coupled receptor activity. The record is from RefSeq and is a predicted model, not a curated record. Gene Ontology annotation, cellular component: membrane. NCBI's taxonomy places the organism in Eukaryota, Metazoa, Chordata, Mammalia, Chiroptera, Miniopteridae.